Peromyscus maniculatus bairdii (prairie deer mouse) is the source of this 2709-nucleotide messenger RNA. RefSeq names its product gasdermin E (gene Gsdme). The record is from RefSeq and is a predicted model, not a curated record. Gene Ontology annotation, biological process: programmed cell death. Lineage: Eukaryota; Metazoa; Chordata; Mammalia; Rodentia; Cricetidae. Gene Ontology annotation, cellular component: cytoplasm.
AAAGCCUGACCUGGGCAGUUGGCAACCUCCCUGGUAUCCCCGGAAGGAAGAGAGGCAGUGUCUGUCAGCAGCUGCCUCCCUGCUGCCUGGAGCGCCUUUGCCUCUGCCGCCAGGGUCCCCGAGCCCGGGUCCAGCCCCGCCUCCAGCGCGGUGCCUCUGCUUGUGGCCCCGCUGAGACUCCCUGGGGCAGGACUGAACAAAGGUCCGGGCCCGCCCUGCUCCUCUGCCUGAGAGUCCCGGGAACGCGCCUGCGGGAACCGAGCACGUGCAGGACCGAGCUGCAGCGCGCGGGUAAUCCGAACCUGACAAAAUGUUUGCCAAAGCGACUCGGAAUUUCCUCAAAGAAGUGGAUGCUGGAGGAGACCUGAUCUCAGUCUCACACUUGAAUGACUCGGACAAGCUGCAGCUUCUGAGUCUGGUGACCAAAAAGAAGAGAUACUGGUGCUGGCAGAGACCCAAGUACCAGUUUUUGUCUGUCACCCUGGGAGAUGUUCUCACAGAGGGGCAAUGCCUCAGUCCAGUGGUUGUGGAGUCAGACUUCGUGAAAUAUGAAAGCAGGUUUGAGAACCACACGAGCGGGAGCAUCGGGACGGUUGUGGGGAAGGUCAAGCUGAACGUGGGCGGCAAAGGCCUGGUGGAGGGUCGCUCGUCGUUCGGAACCCUGAGGAAGCAGGAGGUGGACCUGCAGCAGCUCAUCCAGGAUGCAGUCGGGAGAACAAUUAAUCUGGACAACCCGGUGCUCCAGCAGGUGCUAGAGAGGAGGAACGAGGUCCUGUGUGUGCUGACACAGAAGAUUGUGACCACGCAGAAGUGUGUGAUCUCUGAGCAUGUGCAGACGGAGGAGAAGUGUGGAGGCAUGGUGGGGAUCCAGACCAAGACUGUGCAGGUGUCAGCAAUGGAGGACGGGACCCUCGUGAAGGACACCAAUGUGGUGCUGGAGAUCCCUGCUGCCACCACCAUCGCCUGUGGCAUCAUCGAGCUGUAUGUGAAACAGGACGGCCAGUUUGAAUUCUGUCUCCUGCAAGGGAAACAUGGUGGCUUUGAGCACGAGAGGAAAGUUGACUAUGUCUACUUGGACCCCAUGGCCUACAGAGAAUUUGCAUUCCUGGACAUGCCAGAUGGGGGUCAAGAGAUCUCUUCCCAAGAUGGGCCACUACAUAUUUUAAAACAAGCGUCUAUGCACCUAGAGAGGAGCUUCCAGCCCUUCGCAGUGUUACCUGCUCAGCAGCAGAUGGCGCUGUCCCGUCUCCUGCAGAAAGUCCUGUUCGAUGAGGAACUCCUUAAGGCCCUGGAGCAAGUGUGUGAUGAUAUGGCCGGUGGCCUCUGGUCCUCGCAGGCUAUAUUGGCGAUGAAGGAGCUAACAGACAGUCAGCAGCAGGACCUCACAGCCUUCCUGCAGCUGGUGGGGUGCAGGGUACAGGGUGAGCAUCCUGGCCCGAAGGACGAGGUCAGCAACCAGAAGCUCUUUGCAACAGCCUACUUCCUGGUCAGUGCACUAGCAGAAAUGCCAGAUAAUGCCACAAUUCUCCUGGGGACAUGCUGUAAACUCCACAUUAUUCGUAUGCUGCGUCACCUGCUCGACACUCUGUCUGAUGACAGAGUAUGUGAUUUUGAAGACCCCACCUUGGCUCCCCUGAGAGAUACUGAGAAGUUUGAGAUUGUGCAGCGUUUGUUUGCCUCUGCCGACAUUGCCCUGGAGAGGAUGCAGUUGUCCAUUAAAGCCACCAUCCUGAAGGACUCCUGCAUCUUCCCACUAAUUCUUCAUAUCACUCUAAGUGGGCUUUGCACUCUAAGCAAAGAACACGAAUAAUGUCUUUGCCUGUCAGAAGUAUGUGCUACUGGCCAAGGCUGGGUACUUUUUAGAACUGAGAAAAUACUUUAGGAUUUUGGGCUAAGAGUGGUGACUUUCCACACUGAAUGUCUGCAAGCAUUGUGAAUGGUUUAUUUUCAUCAGAGGCUUGGUGUGCCAAUAAACAGUGACCCCUGGUAACCAUGGUAGAUUCCAACAUCUGUGUCAUUGAGGGAAGUGUCAAGGGCUUUGUACUCAACUCAUCGGUCACUUUAUUUUCCACUCACUCCUGUUAUACAAAAACAGGAGAGUCUGAGACCUCAACAUUCAUCUUAGGCUAUGAAUGCUACAGGAAAGCAAUUUCUCUUCUUUCAGACAUGCUGUACAUUACUUGAUGACUGGGAAACUUUAAAUGCUACCAGAGUAUAUGAAACAAUAUUAUAUUAAGGUCAUCUGACUUUACCCACCUCAAUGUGGGGAUUUAGAUGAAUUCCUUUUAUUUGACUUUGUUACGCUUUGAUGAACAUACUAUGUUUAGAACAAUUCCAGUGCAUUCUGGGAAUUUGUCACAUGUUGCAAUUUCUAUCAAAGGAAAUUCUGAACUAUGUAAAGUUUGCUAUUCUGUUUUGAUGUCCUUCUGCUUCAGCAGUUUUGGAUAGUCUCCCCAAGCCUCCCGAUUCCACUGAAAGUAUUUGUUACUAUAGAUCAGAUUCAAUGCCUCUGGGCAGAAGCAGCAGGGAGAUGCAUGUUAGCAUGUAGUUUCCAUCUCCACUUCGCCCAUGCGGUCCCUUCAGAUUCUAAGGAAGAGUAACAAAAAUGAAAUAAAAUGAGACUCCACCUCACGCAGCUCUCUUUUACAGGGCUAAAGUUGUACCAGCAGCACUGCUCAGAAAUAAACUGAUCAUAAAUUAGGAAGGAAA